Metarhizium robertsii ARSEF 23 is the source of this 1680-nucleotide messenger RNA. RefSeq names its product glucans biosynthesis glucosyltransferase H. Gene Ontology annotation, molecular function: hexosyltransferase activity. The coding region runs from base 1 to 1680 and encodes 559 amino acids. The transcript has a single exon. Lineage: Eukaryota; Fungi; Ascomycota; Sordariomycetes; Hypocreales; Clavicipitaceae. The record is from RefSeq and is a predicted model, not a curated record. Gene Ontology annotation, cellular component: plasma membrane.
AUGUUCAGACCAGGCGGCAUCACCUUGCUGGAGGCUUUCAUCUUGUUCUGCGCCUCCAUCUCUACUCCUCCCCAUGUCAUAUACUUCUGGAACUGCAUCAUCGGUUUAUGCGUUAAUACCUUUGGCAACCCAGAAAAGUCCAUCUACCCCUACUUUGACGCCAAAGGUCCCCUCCCAGAAAUUACCUCCCAAACAGCCCUCGUUAUCUGCAUGUGUAAUGAAGACCCGGCCCCGAUCCUCAGCCGCCUCCACGCUAUGCGUGAAAGCCUGCUCCAAACCGGGCGCCUUCAGUACUUUCGCUUCAUCAUUCUCAGCGACACCAGCCGUCCGGAUGUAAUGGGGAUGGAAGAUAAAGGGUUCGCCGACCUUGCAAAAAGCCUCGGCAUGGGCAUGUCGCGAGCGCCCCUAUACCGGCGCCGCAUCAAGAAUACGGGCUACAAAGCCGGGAACAUCAAGGACUAUGUCGAUAACCACUCGGAAGGCGACGACUUGUUCGUUACGCUCGACUCGGACAGCGCCAUGGGUGGAGACGUGCUGGUUCGUCUGGUCUCCAGCAUGGAGAAACAUCCGCAAAUUGGCUUGCUGCAAACCCAAUUCGCCGGCAUGCCAGCCGUCAGCACCUUUACCCGUCUCUGGCAGUUUGGCCUGCGCUACAGCGUGCCUGUCCAAAACGUGGGGAGCAACUGGUGGGUCAACGACUGUGCGUUUUACUGGGGCCACAACGCCAUUAUCCGCACCAGGGCCUUCCACAAGCACUGCAUGCUCCCCGUUCUUCCUGGAAAGCCGCCGUUGGGUGGACACAUCCUCAGCCACGACGUCAUGGAAGGCAUGUUCAUGCGCCGCGCUGGGUAUGAAGUCCGCAUGAUCCCCUUGGAAACUGAAAGCUACGAGACCAACCCGCCGACCCUUCUCGAUUUCUUGCGCCGUGAACACCGAUGGUGUCAGGGCACCAUGCAGUACUGGUUCUUGCUAAAGGAGCCUGGCCUCAAGUCUGUCAGCCGCUUCCAAGUGUGCCAAAUCCUCGCCUCAUAUCUCGGCCCGGCUUUCGGGGUUCUGUGGAUCUUAGCCGGCAUCGCCAAUGGCAUGUUGGGUGGAUAUGAGGCCACCCAAUUCGAGUACAGAUUCGUGGCACACCUGAUUAUGAUUGGCAUCUGGCUAAUACCUAAAAUCGCCUGCAUUUGUACCUCCUUUGAUCGCUACGGUAGCGGCUUCCGCUAUGCCGUCUCCCUCUUGCUAGAAAUUAUCCUAAUGCAGCUUAUCUGGCACGUCAUCAGCGUAGCCAUCACAGUCUUCUUCUUCAGCCUCGUCAGCGGCAAGUCCAUUAGCUGGGACGGCCAGAACCGCGACCGGCUUGGCCUCAGCUGGCGAGAAAGCUUCCGUGUCCUUUGGCCGCAAACUCUCGUCGGCUUUAGCAUUGCCGGCCUGCUCGCCCUUGAGGAUAACAUCACAUGGCUAUGGGCACUCCCUUUCGUUACUGGCCUCUGUCUGGCCACGCCAUUUGCUGUUAUCACUGCAUCGCCGCGUCUCAGCCAGAUUAUCACCCGCCUGCGUCUCUUUCUGGCUCCAGAAGAGGCCAAACUUCCGCCGCUCUUGUCUGUGCUAGUCGCACCGGAAAUUAUUUACGCCUUCAAGGCCGCGGCCACUCGAAGACUUGGAUCAAAAGCUAUACUCGAGAAUUGA